AUGGCCGGCUUUGACGUUAACCUCGGCGCCUUGCUGGUCUCGCUUACCACUUACGGUGGUCUUCUCUAUGAGAUGAUUGAUAAUCGUCUCCGCGACAAGGAGAACAAGGACACCCAGGUGGGCCUUGGUGAUCGUAUCGGUGUUCUGGAACGCCAGGUCGUCAACGUCACUCAGGCUACCAUUAACAACAACAACAAAGCGCCCAAGUUCGACACUCAAGUCAUCAAUCUGGAACCCAGCAUCGUUGGAUACGCCUACCUCGCUUUCAUCUUGACUCUGGUGGCUUUCUUUUCUUAUAUUAUCUGGCAACAGUACAACGACCUGAUGCGUCUUUAUGGCAAAGAGCUCGGUUACCUCCAUGAGAUCAGCGCUCUCCGCCAGAGACUUGUCUUCGCCGAGAAGGAAGUCGAGGGCAAGAGGAAUCUGGCUGAGCUGCGCGAGAAGGAAGCCAACGAGGCCAAGGUCAUGAUGACCGAGUACAGGAAGGCGGCCGAUGACAACAAGGCUGCCGCUGACAAGGAGAAGACCAAGGCCGAGACUACCGCCAAGGAGACCAGCAACCACGUCUGGGAGCAGGCCCUUGCCGUCAACGAACUCAUGCAGCUCGUCAAAGAGAAGUGCGUCGAGACCGACGGCAUCGUCGCCGACUUCAAGACUGACAAUGUCAACAUCAAGAAGCUCGUCAAGGACGUCACUGGCGCUCUCCCCCGCGUCGAGGCCGAGGCCUUCCAGCGUGGAAAGGCUGCUGGUCGCGCCGAGAUGCUCGAGGAGAUCGAGGGCGUCAAGGCCGAGUAG
Colletotrichum truncatum is the source of this 795-nucleotide messenger RNA. RefSeq lists its product as uncharacterized. The record is from RefSeq and is a predicted model, not a curated record. Lineage: Eukaryota; Fungi; Ascomycota; Sordariomycetes; Glomerellales; Glomerellaceae.